GCCAGGAUCAGAUGCCAAAGGCUCUUGCCUUCUAUGUGAGCUUCCCGUAUCUCCCUCCUCCAUAUGCUACGGAUGCGUGUAUUGUUACUCGUUCGUUCACCACAAGUGCUUUGAUCUCCCGACAGAGACUCAACAUCCCGUGCAUCCAGCACAUCCUCUCCGACGCCUUAGUUACCAACGAACAUGUCAUGUUCAAAGACGUUCUUCCGAAAUGCAAUAUUGACCUCCAUCUAAGGUGUGCAGAUUCCUUGUUACGAGGUCUGAUACACAGGUCUCAUAAGCACAAGUCUCUCGUCAAGAAAUCUUUUCACACUCAUCCACUAGUGUGCAAAAUAUUCUUAGGCAAUGACGGGUCUUUUGAGUAUUGUGGCGUGUGCGAGACAAUGGUACAUGCGGGACAUCAUGCUUACUCUUGCGAAGAAUGUGAUUUUCUUGGUCACAUUGGAUGCACUCUACGCGAGGAAGAGCCAUCGCCUUUGUACUUGAAAAUUUUAUAUUUAUGUGGUAAAGACGUCACAAGAGCAACUAACCAGAAGACGGUGAAGCGAACAUAUUGGAAACCAAACUUAUGGUGUCCAGCCGUCCCUAACUUUUUCCAUAUAGCAGUGCAUAUUCAUGUGAUGAGACCGAUCCACAUGGGGGAGCUCGGCGAAAAAGAAGAUUGCAACAUUUGUAAAGAUCAAAUACUUGGUAACCCAUACACAUCAUUCGUGUGCAGAGCUCGGGUAACCAUAAAAAAAUCGGCUUCUUCACUGGGAACACCCUUUAACACUCCUGCCUUCGCCACCUACACAGGAGUCAAUGCACUGGAAAAAAGUCACCGGAUAAUGGAGAGGAAAUUAUUGCAUCAAUCGCAAGCACGAGAUAGUUCAGGUUAUCGUAUCGAGGUCCUCUAUGGAAAAGCUCUAUCAUGCAUGUCUUGUGAAGAGAUAUAUCAUUCUCGCUGUCUUGAACUCUGGAGAGGGCCAGUGUUUGAUCAUCCACUUCAUCCGAAUCACUUACUUGCAAUGAGAGUUACAAGUGGUGCCAACUGCAUUGCCUGCAAGAUGAAUAUUCCAAAGCAUGGAUAUAGUUGUUACGUUUGCAAUAUGAGUUUCCACAUCGAAUGCAUCAAAGCUGUGAUUAUAUCAACAAAGAUCAAGUCUCACGUCCACUAUAUUUAUAAUUUUUGGAUGCAAGACUUACGGUUGACACAAGCCUGCAGUGUUUGUGCUAAACCAUGUGGAGUUUCCUUCUACGGUUGUGUUGAUUGUAACUUUAACGCCCAUGUAGAGUGUGUUGGGGUUGCAACCAUUGUGAGGAGCCAGCAACAUCAACAUUCUGUCGUGCAAAAGCAUAUUUAUGACAAGAAAAUUUGUUCUCUCUGUGGAUCAGAAUGCUCUGGUUAUAUUUAUCGCUGCAAGCACUGCCACGACUGGUUUCAUAUAAAAUGCUUAAUGCCUAUGGAUGACCGUAAAGCAGCAACAGAAGAAGAACAACUAUGUCACAUAUAUCUUACGUACCUUGAGCGGGAUCUCUUAGACCUUUUGAAG
Thlaspi arvense is the source of this 1532-nucleotide messenger RNA. NCBI's taxonomy places the organism in Eukaryota, Viridiplantae, Streptophyta, Magnoliopsida, Brassicales, Brassicaceae. The record is from the annotation of a GenBank genome assembly.